CAGAACACAGAAAGCCUGAGUCAGGCGGUGGCUAUUAAAGCCCUGGGUCGAGCAGGGACAGGCACUUCCAGAAUGAGGCUUCCUGGCUGGUACUGGCUGAGCUUGGCGGUCCUGGCUGCCUGUGGAGCGGCCCAGGCGCACAACCUGACCGAGGGGCUGGAGGAUGUGAGCACCCAGUCCGCCUGCCCCGCAAGGCUGGAGGGCAGCGGGAAGUGCGAGGGCAGCCAGUGCCCCUUCCAGCUCACCCUGCCCACACUGACCCUCCAGCUCCCGCGGCAGCUUAGCAGCUUGGAGGAGGUGCUCAAAGAAGUGCGGACCCUCAAGGAAGCCGUGGACAGUUUGAAGAAAUCCUGCCAGGACUGCAAGUUGCAGGCUGACGACCAUGGAGAACCAGGCGGGAAUGGGGCAGGGAUGGCCACAGACAACCGAGUCCAGGAACUGGAGAGUCAGGUGAACAAGCUAUCUUCGGAGCUCAAGAAUGCAAAGGACGAGAUCCAGGGGCUGCAGGGGCGCCUGGAGACGCUACAUCUUGUAAAUAUGAACAACAUCGAGAACUAUGUAGACGACAGAGUGGCAAAUCUAACGUUUGUGGUCAACAGUUUGGACGGCAAAUGUUCCAAGUGUCCCAGCCAAGAAUACACCCAGCCACAGCCCGUGCAACAUCUAAUAUACAAAGAUUGUUCUGACUACUAUGUAAUAGGAAAAAGAAGCAGCGAGAUCUACAGAGUUACACCGGAUCCCAGAAAUAGUAGCUUUGAGGUAUACUGUGACAUGGAGACCAUGGGGGGAGGCUGGACGGUGCUUCAGUCUCGCCUUGAUGGAAGUACCAACUUCACCAGAGACUGGAAAGACUACAAAGCAGGCUUUGGAAACCUUGAACGAGAAUUUUGGCUGGGUAAUGAUAAAAUUCAUCUGCUGACCAAGAGUAAGGAAAUGAUUUUGAGAAUAGAUCUUGAGGACUUUAAUGGUGUCACACUGUAUGCCUUGUACGAUCAGUUUUACGUGGCUAAUGAAUUUCUCAAAUAUCGAUUGCAUAUCGGUAACUAUAAUGGCACAGCAGGAGAUGCCUUACGUUUCAAUAAACAUUACAACCAUGAUCUGAAGUUUUUCACCACCCCUGACAGAGACAAUGACCGGUACCCCUCUGGGAACUGCGGGCUCUACUACAGCUCAGGCUGGUGGUUUGAUGCAUGUCUCUCUGCAAACUUAAAUGGCAAAUAUUAUCACCAGAAAUACAAAGGUGUCCGCAAUGGGAUUUUCUGGGGCACCUGGCCAGGCAUAAGCCAGGCACAGCCUGGUGGCUAUAAGUCCUCCUUUAAGCAGGCCAAGAUGAUGGUUAGACCCAAGAAUUUCAAGCCGUAAAUUGUUACUGUUCAUCUCUGCAGGCACUGCAGUUCUUUCUGCCCUUUACCAUAUAUUCCUUUCCUGUGGCUAAAACAUUCCCUUUUAAUCUCACAGCUUUUGAAACAAAGCUAAAAAUAUCUAAAAAGACUAAUGUGUUGCUGCUAUACAAAGAAUGCUUGUAAGCUCUGGAGAUAUUAACAAUUAUAUGUUCUAUCUGCAAAUGUUUUAAUUUUCAUUAGUUGAAAAAGUUCCCUAUUAUAUUUAUUAAUUUUACAAUUAAAAAACUAAAUUAUUCAGCAUGCUAAAUUCUAUAUAAACAACUUUUAUUUUCACGAGGGCUAAACUUGCAUAUUUAAAAAUACAUCUUUUCAGGUCAAAGCUGCUCAUGUAUCUGAAUGUGGCCAAGAAUUGUAGUAUUUUUUUUGCACCAAGAGACCUUUUAAGUUCUUAAAAAAGACACAGGGAGAUAAUAUGUGUAGCUAAACUUAUUCAUGUAAUAUUCAUAAAAUGUAUAAUAUGGCAUUAAAAUGUCUUAAAAUGAAGUUGCAUAAUAUGCUUCUUCCCUAUCCAAAUAGGAAAAAGAUGUAGCCCUAAAGACUUUGGUUGAGUAGUAAUUCAUUCACUGCUUAUAACCUGUUAGAACCUGGUGGAAAGCUGCUUUAUUGUCAGCCUCUGCUCUAUGUGCACAAUAGUUUUUAAUGUAAGGUGCUAGACUACUGUAAGACUUUCUUGAGGAAAGGCACAAUAGCGGGAUAAAACUUUUAGACUUUGAAAGCCAAUUCUACACCCAAAGCAAUACUACUGUUGAGGCAUCAACUUCCUAGGAGACUGAAUUUUCUAGAAUAAAUUUAUUUAAGAUGAAUUUUGAAGUAAUAGUUCAAAUUUUAUACACUGCAAUACAAAAUUAAUUGGAUUGCGUAUUUCAGUCUCAGAAAUUCAAAGAAUAUACAUAUGCCAAACAUACGUUCUUAGAACUUUUAGAAUUUCUUUAUUGUAGAAUGCUAAGGAUAAUAUUAAAAGGUGUUAGGAACAGUUUUAUUUUGUCACUGUGAAAAGGGACCAUUUCAGAGAGAAACGACUGGCUGCACAUUUUAAGAGGCUUGAGUGGAACUUGAAGUGCUAUGUAGUCAGUCAUAUGAAGAAACUGGCUGUACAGUAUGCAAUGUGUAGGCAAUGACUGUGAUCUAUAAAUUUUUGGUAUGGUUUCUAAUAAACUAACCAAGCUUUAAAAUAUAUUUGCAAAAAUUCAACCUUUUUUUUUUUUAUAACAAUUAAGGAGAAGAGCUGUUGACUUCACUACUUACAUUUUCAAAUAUGUAGCCAUUGUAGAAAAAAAACCUUUAAAAGGUGAAUGAUAUUUUAAAAAUAUGAAACAUGAAGUUUUCAUGUAAAUACAAUAAAAUUAAUCUAUUAUUAAUAUAAUUAAAUUACCAGAGUAAUUACCUAAUUUACCUAAUUACCAGAGUAAUAAGGUAAAUAAAUGCUGAAUUAAGUGACCAAAUGUAAAAGAUAGAUUUCAAAGACUGUUCACCUACUUGGUACAAUAUUAAAUGUAAGUGGCAUAAUUGAUUUUUUUUCCUUUUAAAAAAUAUCAAGAUUUUUAUAUUAUACAACAUAUGUUUCAAAUUCUGUCUACUAUAUGUAACUGUAUAAGUCUAAAAACAUUUAAGUCAUAAAAAUGGACUGAUGAUGAUAGCCAAGAAAAGUAUAUAUUCAUGUAUAGUGUGUCUUUUUCAGGAGAGUUUGGUAAAUAACAGUGAAUCCAUGUACAUUAUCUUUGCACAUUCAAUGGAUUAAUAUAUUGUUUUUUAUUAUACUCUUAUGGUAGUUUUCUAAUGAACUCUUUAACACAGAAAUUUAUUUUUGAAAUCAUUUUCUGUCACUCAUUUAAAAGUAUAUUGUAGACUUAUAAUAUUUAACCUGUUUAUUGAAAUAGUCCUUUGUCUUAACUAUUCACCAAUAAAUGUCAACGUUCAUAAAU
Messenger RNA from Phodopus roborovskii (desert hamster), 3325 nucleotides. It is a transcript of the gene Fgl2, whose product is annotated as fibrinogen like 2. NCBI's taxonomy places the organism in Eukaryota, Metazoa, Chordata, Mammalia, Rodentia, Cricetidae. The record is from RefSeq and is a predicted model, not a curated record. Bases 73 to 1362 code for a protein of 429 amino acids. The transcript is spliced from 2 exons.